Molecule: messenger RNA, 1889 nt
Organism: Jatropha curcas
Lineage: Eukaryota; Viridiplantae; Streptophyta; Magnoliopsida; Malpighiales; Euphorbiaceae
Product: oxysterol-binding protein-related protein 3C
Cellular component (GO): cytosol; membrane
Molecular function (GO): sterol binding
Source: RefSeq, a predicted model, not a curated record
AGAAGAAGCUUAGUUGAAAGUUGAAUCAAACAAGACAAGUGCAUAUCCAAAACCGCCAACCAAGUUCGAUUUUUCGUUUCCAGUCCUUUUCCUUUUCAAAAUCUGAGAUCCUUCCCCUAUCAUUUCACACUUCUAUUCCUUGGUCCAAAUCGACGACUUCCCUUUCUUUCUUUCUCUCUCUCUCUCUCUCUCAAAUUGCUGCGAUUUAAAGAGCCGUCCUUUGCCUCUUUGAUCGCUGGGCAACAAUUUGAGUUGAAAAUUGAAUUCAGAAUCAACAAAACAGAGCUUUGAUUUUUAUAGAAAGAGAGAGAGAGAGAGAGAGAUGGGUACUCCCGAUAAGAAUGAAAAUAAAGGGUUUUUCGCUGCCAUGACCUCUGGCUUGUCCAUGUUUGGCAACGCUAUGCACAGAUCUGUUAACGGAAUGCUUGGUUAUGAAGGAGUAGAAGUCAUAAAUCCAGAAGGUGGCAAAGAUGAUGCAGAGGAGGAAGCUCAGAGAGGAAGAUGGAAGGAAGAGGAACGAGAUAGCUACUGGAAAAUGAUGCAGAAAUAUAUAGGCUCUGAUGUUACAUCUAUGGUGACGCUUCCUGUCCUUAUUUUUGAGCCAAUGACCAUGCUUCAAAAAAUGGCUGAGUUGAUGGAAUAUUCGUACUUGUUGGAUCAAGCAGAUGAAUGUCAGGAUCCUUACCUGCGCAUGGUGUAUGCCACAUCAUGGGCUAUUUCUGUCUACUAUGCCUACCAACGAACAUGGAAACCAUUUAAUCCCAUUCUUGGAGAGACUUAUGAAAUGGUUAAUCAUGAUGGGAUUACAUUUAUUUCAGAGCAGGUGAGCCAUCAUCCCCCAAUGAGUGCUGGCCAUGCUGAAAAUGAGCAUUUUACCUAUGAUAUAACAUCGAAGUUGAAAACUAAAUUUCUGGGGAACUCUCUUGAUAUUUAUCCAGUUGGAAGAACACGUGUGACACUUAAAAGGGACGGCGUGGUUUUAGAUCUAGUGCCCCCACCCACAAAGGCUAACAAUCUAAUAUUUGGACGGACAUGGGUUGAUACACUUGGGGAGAUGAUAAUGACAAAUUUGACUACUGGAGAUAAAGUUGUUCUAUAUUUCCAACCUUGUGGCUGGUUUGGUGCUGGUCGCUACGAAGUGGAUGGAUACGUUUAUAAUUCUGCUGAAGAACCCAAAUUAUUGAUGACAGGAAAAUGGAAUGAGUCAAUGAGCUAUCAACCAUGUGAUAUGGAAGGAGAACCUCUUCCGGGCUCAGAAUUGAAGGAGGUGUGGCAUGUUGCUGAUGUGCCCAAAAAUGAUAAAUUUCAGUAUACAUAUUUUGCACAUAAACUAAACAGCUAUGACACAGCUCCUAAGAAGUUGUUACCAUCUGAUUCUCGUUUGCGUCCUGAUAGAUCAGCACUUGAGAAGGGUGAUCUAUCAAAAGCUGGUGCCGAAAAGAGCAGUUUGGAGGAAAGGCAGAGAGCCGAAAAAAGAGAACGAGAGGCCAAAAACCAUAAAUUUAUACCAAGAUGGUUUGAUAUGACCGAAGAGGUCACACCUACACCAUGGGGUGACCUUGAAAUCUACCAGUACAAUGGAAAAUACAGCGAACAUAGGGCUGCGGUGGAAAGCUCCGACAGCAUAGAAGAGGUUGAUUCAAAAUCAAUUGAAUUCAACCCAUGGCAGUUUGGUAAUUUGUCUGCAGAAUGAUACAGGUCUUGUGUUCAUAUUUGGUUUGGCUAUGCAGUUGGUUGACUCCUUGGAAUGGUGUGGAAUCUAGCUGUUGUUUGUUGGCAUUUGUACAUUGUGAUCUCAAUUGGGUUUGAGAAGUUAUACUCCUUAGCCUGUCAAGAAGCCAUUAUUAUAUUAUCUUAUUGGUUUCUUUCUCUUAUUCCAUUUUUUCUUA